Xylaria bambusicola is the source of this 1345-nucleotide messenger RNA. RefSeq names its product soluble quino protein glucose dehydrogenase. Lineage: Eukaryota; Fungi; Ascomycota; Sordariomycetes; Xylariales; Xylariaceae. The transcript has 3 exons. Bases 1 to 1287 code for a protein of 428 amino acids. The record is from RefSeq and is a predicted model, not a curated record.
AUGAAGACAUCAAGAGUCACGACGCUGUUGUUGACCGUUGCCACUACGAUAACAUCCAGUCAUGCAUUAGGUUCAUCCUGCCCCAACAUACCAGACCCGCUGUACCCGUACAAGACAGCUCCAGGAUGGUCUUAUCUCAAGGUAGGCGGAGGUUUACAUAGCCCCCGCGACCUUGUAUUAGACGGCAAGGGUCGACUUCUCAUUAUCGAAGAAGGGCUUGGUCUUUCCCAGCACAUUGUGGAUGCCAACGGGUGCAUUACCAACAGCCGUCUCCUCAUCUCUGACCCCGAUCUCAACCACGGCAUUUGCCUGAGUGCAGACGGGAAGAUAUUGUACGCGAGCUCGUCCUCCUCUGUAUUCAGCUGGACGUAUGAUGCCGUCAGCGGCGAUGUCGACCAGGAUCCAGUCUUGGUCGUAUCGGGCAUGGCGACCUCCGGCCACGUCACGAGAACACUAGCCGUUCCGCCGCACCGGGAUGAUCUUCUAGUUGUCUCUCACGGUUCAGAUAGGAAUAUCGACGAGGAGACUAGUGAUGCUAGGACCGCGAGGGCCAUCGUCAAGGUCUUCAAUGUGUCCUCCGUGCCGAUGGGAGGCUGGAAUUACAUCUCCCAAGGCUGGAACGCGGGUUUCGGGCUCCGAAACGAAGUCGGUCUCGCGUUCGACGGGAAUAACAUGCUCUGGGGUGUCGAAAAUAGCGCUGAUAAUCUCGCUCGCACCAUCAACGGCACAACGACAGACGUACACGCAGACAACCCGGCCGAAGAACUCAAUUACCUCGGGGACGUGACGGUGCCGAACGAUGACUGGUAUGGCUAUCCGGUGUGCUUCACAGUAUGGAAUCCCACCGAGCUCUCUUUUGAUCGCGCCUUUAAAGUCGGCCAGCAGUUCGUCCAAGUCCCUACCUCGUCCUUCAACGACGAGACUUGCGCCCAGGUGUCCGUGCCACCUGUGCUUUCCUUCCAGGCGCACUCGGCGCCCCUCGGGUGCAAAUUCGAUGCGAAAUUCAGCAAUUUGUUCGUCGCGAUGCACGGUAGUUGGAAUCGCGAUAUGCCGACCGGGUAUAAAGUUGUUGCGGUCCCGUUUGCGCAAGGCCCGGAUGGAGCGUAUGCGCCUACGGCUGCGUCUUGGAGCGUCAGGGGCAGUAUCGAUGUGUUUUAUCCACCUGAUGAGACGGCGUGUUCGUCGGAGACUUGUGUGAGGCCUGUGGGACUUGCGUUCGAUGGUGCUGGGAGGUUGUAUGUGACUAGCGAUGCUUCUGGGGAGGUGUUUUUACUUUCACAGGGCUGAAGGGGUUAUGUUCGAAUUGAGACCAUGCGCAUGGCUAUCUUCGCUGCUUUUUAUCAGG